AACAAAUUAUUUUUGAUCAUCAAAGUAUUGACAUAAUGUUUCAAAUUGUACGAAAAGGAGUUGAAGCUGCUAUUAAAGCUGAACAAGCUGCUAAUCUAAAACGUCACAAGAUUCAUGGUGACAGAAUUAAAAUUCCAUCCCAACGCCAAUGUUAUACUGAUGCACAAUGGAAAUACUUACUUGAGCACAAAAUUAUUCGUCAGUUUUCUGAUCAAUACCGUCGUACACAUGGAUCACUUCCAGUAAAAAUUAAAAAAGUCGUGUAUCAUGUAUUUGCAGAACACAAUCUACCUACUAUUAAAUCAAUAGGCGGAUGGGCAAAAUGGAAGGAAUCAACAAUAACUGAAUGGGCAUUUGAAAAUCUUGAUAAUCCAAUUGAUUCUCAAGAUCUUAGCGAAUGUACUAUGGCUGUUAUUUCUUUAUUCUUAGAUCCUCAUAGUGGCACAGUAGAGAUGAACGAAGGAGUUGUAACGCCAAAGAUGAUAAUUUAUUUGAAUGAAUUAGACGAAAUUAUCGAAGAUUUUAAUUAG
This is a messenger RNA of Funneliformis mosseae, 530 nucleotides long. The record is from the annotation of a GenBank genome assembly. NCBI's taxonomy places the organism in Eukaryota, Fungi, Glomeromycota, Glomeromycetes, Glomerales, Glomeraceae.